AUGGUGUGUCCGAGCCCAGGGUACGCCAUCAGCACGCUCACCUCCCAGCUUCCGAGCGACCUCCUUCAUUGCCCGCCGACCAUCAAGCCGCUCAACCCCCCUGUUGACGGGUCGACCUCCCCUCCGGCGGGCAACACCAUCCUCAACUGUGAUCACCUUGUCAAGAGCAUCGUGGAGAACACGGACCGCAAUACCAAGGUCGUGCUCUUGCGCACCUCGCGUCUCUUCUUCGACGCCGUCGCCCCGCACCUUUACUUCUCGAUCUCCAUCGGCGGAAGCGAGGGGCCGAGCCUGUUUGAAGGUAUCCAGGAGAUGAUCGAUGCCGACAACGAGCACGAUGCCAAGCCCAGCAAGACCUCUGGCCUUCCCACCAACCCGAAGAGCAGCUUCAACUUCAAGGCCGCCCUUCUCAUCCAGACCCGUAUCAUCACAAUCCAAGGUGUCCACCCUCAGUGGUGUGACAUGGACGAGUACCUCUUCCACACGCUCUUCCUCGAGGUCGGCAUCGUGAGGUUCGCGCCCCAGUGGUGCGACCCCCUCGGCAACCGUACUAGCCCUCACCCCCACGGUACCGACUACGCGUGUGACCGCAAGUGCCGUUUCGCCCAACUCCCGUGCGUCAGCAAGGUUGUCUUCCGCAACCUCGCCUAUCCGAGUCUGCCGUUCCCUCCCGCCUUUGUUCCCGACUUCAACCAUGUCGAGGAGGUGGUCUUCAUCAUGCCCCUCAAGGACCAGUUCCAUGCCGAGGACGAGGACUUCUUCCCACCGCGCCAGCUGGUUGGAAACAUCUCACCGGGCUUCAACCUGCGCGAAGCCGACUACAUCAAGAUUGUGAUUUGGCCCGAGCUUGACGUCCGCUCGUGGUCCAAGCCGCAGGAGGGCGGUUCAGACGAGAACCUUCCGUACGAGCUGGAGGAGUUCGCUGGCGUCACGCACGGUCGCCUUCACAUCUACGGCCUCGAGCAUGCGGACCUUGUUCACCCCGAUGAUGGCGACCUGGAGGAUGAGGACCGCCUGGAGAGGCUCGAGAAGACGGCGCUCAAGAAUGCCAAGUCGACGAUCCGCGGCGCUCGCGGUGGUGGUGCCGAGUCGCGCCAUGUCAAGUUCUUCACGCUGGACAAGUACAUCAAGGACCCGGAAGCCAGGCAGGGCGAGGUGAUGCCGUGGUGA
Messenger RNA from Vanrija pseudolonga, 1170 nucleotides. RefSeq lists its product as uncharacterized. The transcript has a single exon. The coding region runs from base 1 to 1170 and encodes 389 amino acids. NCBI's taxonomy places the organism in Eukaryota, Fungi, Basidiomycota, Tremellomycetes, Trichosporonales, Trichosporonaceae. The record is from RefSeq and is a predicted model, not a curated record.